AUGGAUUAUAAAUGUUCAUUUGAACCAAAGCAAUAUCAAUUUAGUCCUGCUAGUAAACCUUCAAGUACAGAGAAACCUGGUCCAGCACGACAGCUUUUUGUUGAAGAUGAAGUGUUACUUACUUUAAUGCGUAUUCGACUUGACUCACCAUUACAAGAUUUAACAUUUUCCCGAGAACUUGAACCAUUAAUUUAUUGGCCUGCUCCAGAAGAAACAUUAAGUUUUACACAUCCUUAUUUUAUUGGAGAUUUCGUUUAUGUUGAAGGUAUUGGUGACUGUACUGAACAAACUAUUCAAAAAUCUGCUAAUGCUAAAGCUCAAUAUCAAACAUAUAGUUCUUAUAAAAGUAGAAACACAUUAAAAAAGCUUAUAUUUUGUACUAAAGGCGGUUCUAUCUCUUUUGUUUCUAAAGGUUACUCUGGAUCUUCCUCAGAUCGUUUUAUCACUGAAAAUUGCAAUGUUGCAAGAAGAUUCACUCCUGGUUUUAUUGCACUUUUUGAUAAAGGUUUCAAUGUUCAAGAUUUAUUUCUAUCAAGGCAGGUAAAAGCUGUAAUUCCACCAUUUUUACGUAGUAAGCGACAGUUUACACCCUCUGAAGUGUAUCAUUGCAAGCGCAUAGCACGUGCAAGAAUACACAUUGAACGUGUCAUUGGAAGGCUGAAAGAAUAUCGACUUCUAAAGAACACUCUGCCUAUCACAUUAGUCCCUCUAAUCGAUAAUAUAUGGAUAAUUGCUGCUGCUAUUGUUAACCUGCAACCACCUCUUGUAAAAGCAACAGCAGUAUAA
Molecule: messenger RNA, 786 nt
Organism: Hydra vulgaris (swiftwater hydra)
Lineage: Eukaryota; Metazoa; Cnidaria; Hydrozoa; Anthoathecata; Hydridae
Source: RefSeq, a predicted model, not a curated record